This is a messenger RNA of Rhodofomes roseus, 1095 nucleotides long. Its product is annotated as SH3-domain-containing protein. Gene Ontology annotation, biological process: plasma membrane tubulation; endocytosis; actin cortical patch localization. Gene Ontology annotation, cellular component: actin cortical patch. Gene Ontology annotation, molecular function: protein binding; lipid binding. NCBI's taxonomy places the organism in Eukaryota, Fungi, Basidiomycota, Agaricomycetes, Polyporales, Fomitopsidaceae. The record is from RefSeq and is a predicted model, not a curated record. The coding region runs from base 156 to 983 and encodes 275 amino acids. The transcript has 6 exons.
GUCCUGUGCGGCUUUGUACUGAAUCUCGGAGGCGAUGUGACAUGACUUGAGAAGAUCGCGUUCGUCGACGCUCUAUAACAACGUCUUGCUCUACGCCGACUGUCAUCCGUCUCUCACGACUUACUGCCCACCAAAGUCGAUCGUCCGAUGCAAACAUGGUCUUCGCCAAUCUGAACAACCGCGAGAAGGACGCGUUCUUCUCUUUGCUGGACGAGUACUUCACCUCCCGCCCAGAACUCCUGAACAAGCCAGGGCAAUCCUCAGACGCAGUGAAGGCAUCAGCUGCGUCCGCCCUACACAGUGCGUUCAGCAAAACGACCCCUCAGGAGGCAGCAUCUAUCGUGAAGAGGGCGAUUCCUCCACCGCGACCGGAUGCAUCUAGUGCGUCCUCGCAACAGGCAUCUGUACCAGAGUUCCCCUCCGCCGCCGCAGGGAGGGUAGCCGCUGCAGCUGCGGCAUUCGGCGCAUCUGGAGCUCAGCUGCCUCGUCCUCCUGCCCGUCGGGCACCGAGCUCUGCUUCCGAGGAGCAAGAAUCGUCCGCCAAUAAAUUUGUCCAAGAGAAGAGAUUCGGCGACGUAGAUGUCUCCUCUGGGAAGGCCAUGUUCUCCUCUUUGCGCAACUCCACCGCGAGCAAGCAUGCUACGCCCCCGUCAGUAGCCCCGCCCACACCCUCGGCCAUCCAGUCUAGGAGGGGCGCCUUCGCGCCGCCUCCCGUGAGACGAGCUGAUUCUACUGCAUCCAAUGCGGGGAACACCUCGUCGCCUCCGCCUCCCCCGCCGCCCCGUCCUCGAGUCCCGGAGCCGGAGCCUGAAGGUGAAUGGGCGGAAGCGCUGUACGAUUACACCAGUGACGAUCCUGGUGAUCUGCCGCUGGAAGAGGGCGCGAGGGUAUUCAUUGUCGAGAGGACAUCCGAUGAUUGGUGGACGGGAGAGAUGGAUGGCAGGAGAGGUCUCGUUCCUGCUGCGUAUGUGAAGGUACUCUGAUUGCUAUCAUGAAAGUUCUCGCUUCGAUAUGUAUAUCUCUCUGGGACUUGUGUCUCUCUGAGACUUGUGUUUCUCUGGGACAUGUGAUGUACUCUGGAGACCGCCUCUUCAC